Messenger RNA from Annulohypoxylon maeteangense, 2422 nucleotides. Its product is annotated as putative GMC oxidoreductase. The coding region runs from base 541 to 2349 and encodes 602 amino acids. Gene Ontology annotation, molecular function: flavin adenine dinucleotide binding; oxidoreductase activity, acting on CH-OH group of donors. The transcript has 2 exons. The record is from RefSeq and is a predicted model, not a curated record. NCBI's taxonomy places the organism in Eukaryota, Fungi, Ascomycota, Sordariomycetes, Xylariales, Hypoxylaceae.
GUAGCUAUACGCAACGAGAAAAUGGCGCUUCCUGUGAUUAUCAAAGUUGUAUCGGGCAAGGCCUUGGCGAAAGAACACCUCUGAGGGCUAGAUUAGAACCAUCAAUUAUCAUUGCAUUAAACGAGCGCAUGGUUAUCUGGAUCAUACGAGUCCUUGGGUGGGAAAGAAUAGAAUUUCCGGGUUGCUCGUAAUCAGCCGCAACGGCUCUGGCAUGCCGGAUAAUAAUGAAAACGCACCAUGAACGUCCCCGAAUCUGUCGUCCUGCGAAAUUCCGAGGUUUUCUCCAACUACCCAUUUAGCCGGAUCGGUCGCGGUCGCUAUCAUAGCUCCAUAUCCUAUCAUAUUGGGCAUACCGCUAUCAUCUACUCCGCACCAAAAGCGACGAUGAACAUGGGCUCGAGCUUCCCCUAGGGAAGUGUUGAAUUUAGUGUUACUCGUUCCAUUGGUAUAAAGGGAUACUUUUCACCUCAUGCGGGCAUCCAUCGUUCAAUCUGUCCAACGUGUAGUUUAGGUACCUAGACGGAGAUUCGUCUUACCAAUAUGGUCCGACAAGCCCUUGCCCUAGUGCUGCUAGCCCUCGCCGGAGUCAUUGCGAAGACAACUGCCAGCUAUGACUACAUCAUCGUGGGAUCAGGUCCUGGUGGGGCGCCGCUUGCAGCUAAUCUUGCGAGAGCAGGUUACCCAACACUACUCUUAGAGGCGGGUGACGACUUAGGCAAUAAUAAGAAUUACUCGGAGAUGAUCAAUUUCAAUCUCGCAGCGAAUGACGAAAAAUCGCGGUGGGAUUUCUUCGUUAAGCAUUCUUCGGACGAAGAACGUGAGGGGAAAUACGAACACACAACGUGGCGUAAGCCUGACGGUUCCUUCUACGUCGGUUUAGAUCCCCCGGCUGGAUCUAAACGACUAGGAAUAUAUUACCCUCGUUCGGCCACUCUCGGGGGUUGUGCGAUGCAUAACGGCGGAGUGUGUAACUUACCUUCCGAUGACGACUGGAACGCGAUAGCCGAGAGCACCGGGGACGAGACAUGGCUGGCAAAGAAUAUGAGACAGUACUUCGAGAGAAUUGAGACGGCUCAAUAUGUACCAGCUGGGACCCCUGGGCAUGGAUAUAACGGUUACCUAAACGUGACAAUUAGUGAUCCUGCUUUCAUGCAACAAACCUCCGACAUACAGGAAAUCGCAAAAGGUAUCAUCAACGUGGUUGGGGGCGAGGUAACACGAGAUAUCAACGCCCCCGACGCGGAUCGAGAUCAAUCUACGGGAGUCUUUGGACUUGCCAGUCAUGCAGACCUUAAUGGACAUCGCGUUGGGACAAACACCUACAUCCGGGCAACCUUAGAUGACCCAGAAAAGUUUCCUCUAACCGUCCAACUUCAGAGUCUUGUGACCAAGGUGCUCUUUUCCGAAGACGCUGAAGAGCCCGUCGCAAUCGGAGUUGAAGUUAUUCGUGGCCCUUCUCUGUACAAGGCUGACCCACGCUAUAACGGUACCAAGGGAGAGGUCAUCCAGUUGUUUGCUAAUAGGGAAAUUAUCAUCGCGGGUGGAGCGUUUAACUCGCCGCAAAUUCUUAAGCUCAGCGGUAUCGGUCCUGCUGAAGAACUAGAAAAUUUUAAUAUCCCCGUUGUCAAGGACCUUCCCGGAGUUGGCGAAAAAUUGGCGGACAAUUACGAAGGAGGCGUGCUUGCACUGGCUAGUAAGCCACUGAACGGAUCUUCGGGACCGUUUGCAGUGCUGCUCAAGACACCCACAGCUCGCAAGAACCGCAAUAUUUACGGAUGGUGCAAGUCCUUCUCCUUCGAAGGGUUCUGGCCCGGAUUUCCAACCGAAUAUGGUCCUUCGGAAUACGAGUGCGCAUUUGUACACAUGAACCCCCGUUCACAGACGGGCUACGUUCAUUUGCGCUCUAAUGAUCCGCAAGAGCCUCCGGAGAUCAACUUCAACUUCUUCGAGCACGGCGAGGAUGAGGAUCUGACGGAGAUGCUAGACGCGGCUAAGAUAUUCCGUAAGGCCAUCACGGCUGUUGGCGAGCCUAUUGGCCCCUUUGACGAGAAACAUCCGUGUCCGGGGAAGAAUCAGAACUGCACGGAUGCAGCGCAGAAGGAGUUCCUAAAGUUGCAGACGUACUCACACCACGCCACGAGUACGUGUGGGAUCGGACCUGCUGAUGACAAAUUGGCGGUCCUAGACUCAAAAUUCAGGGUUCAUGGUGUUAAGAAUUUGCGCGUGGUCGACGCGUCUGCUUUCCCCUCAGUGCCCGGUGCAUUUCCAGUGUGCCCUAUUUUCAUGCUCGCGGAAAAGGCGACAGAUGAAAUAUUGAAGGAUGCCAAACUUGCUUCACAUUCUUCUUAGAAGAGAUUGAUGAUAGAUGUAUAUAAAUGUUUGAGGAAGAAAUAUAGAGGCAUAUGGAUAGAGAAUAAAAAAA